Molecule: messenger RNA, 1285 nt
Organism: Leptomonas pyrrhocoris
Lineage: Eukaryota; Euglenozoa; Kinetoplastea; Trypanosomatida; Trypanosomatidae
Product: putative NADH:flavin oxidoreductase/NADH oxidase
Exons: 1
Coding region: 104-1285 (393 amino acids)
Molecular function (GO): oxidoreductase activity; FMN binding
Source: RefSeq, a predicted model, not a curated record
GGUCAUUCUAAAUCGCACUGUCUGUUCCCUCGCCUACGCAGCCACCACCGCUGUUUAUUCCAACCACCUGCACACCCGUUUCUCUCUCGUGGAGCCCGCCCAAAUGCCGACGAACGCUAAGCCGGACGUGGAGGCGCUGCUGAAGCCGCUGAAGAUCGGCCGCCUGACGAUGGCGAACCGCUUCGUGAUGGCGCCGCUGACGCGCUGCCGCGCAAACACGGACCACGUGCCGACGGCGGACAUGGUGAAGUACUACUCUGACCGCGCGUCGAUGGGGCUGAUCCUCACGGAAGCGACGCAGAUCCAGAAGGGCUAUUCGUCGUUCGGGUUCGAGGCCGGCAUCUACGGCCCGGAGCAGAUCGCCGGGUGGAGGAAGGUGACGGACGCGGUGCACGCGAAGGGCGGGCUGAUCUACUGCCAAAUCCACAACGGCGGCCGCGCGACGGUGCCGUGCAACGUGACGGAGGGCCUGAAGGUGAUCGCGCCUUCUGCCAUUGCGAUUGAGGGCCACGACUCGCCUGCGCUGUUCGCUGUGGACGGCAAGAAGCAGCACUACCCCGUGCCGGCGGCGCUGACGAAGAGCGAGAUCGCGGAGUACGUGCAGCUGUACGCGACGGCGGCGCACAACGCGAUGGCGGCUGGGUUUGACGGGGUGGAGGUCCACGGUGCGAACGGGUACCUGAUCGACCAGUUCCUGAAGACGUCGUCGAACAAGCGCACGGACGAGUACGGCGGCAGCAUCGAGAACCGGUGCCGCUUCCUGUUCGAGGUUGUGGAUGCCGUGGUUGCGAAGGUUGGCCACGAGCGGACUGGGCUGCGCAUCUCACCGCUGAACUCGUACAACGCUCAGUCGGACGAGGACCCGGAGGCGCUGACGAAGUACAUCUGCCGGGAGCUGAACUCGCGCAAGCUCGCCUUCCUGGACGUCAUGCGCGGCGACUUGUUCACGCCUGCGCGCGGCGCGGACAAGUGGGCCCGCGAGACGUACGAGGGCGUGCUGUUCACGGGGAUGGGCUUCGAGAUCGAGGAGGCGGCGCAGACGGUUGCGAGCGGCGAGGCGGAGGGUGUGGUGUUCGGCGUGAAGGCGAUCGCGAACCCUGACCUGGUUGCCCGUGUGAUCGCCGGCGCUGCUCUGAAUGAGCCGGACGCCGCGACGUUCUACACGCACGACAACGUGGGCUACAACGACUACCCGACGAUGCCGCGGGCACAUCACGCCUUGGGCGGUGCGAAGGCUUCCUCGAAGGAGGCCGCAAAGGCGAGGCCGGCGGUGCAUAAGGGGUAA